This is a messenger RNA of Pseudozyma hubeiensis SY62, 465 nucleotides long. Its product is annotated as meiotically up-regulated gene 62 protein. Bases 1 to 465 code for a protein of 154 amino acids. The transcript has a single exon. Lineage: Eukaryota; Fungi; Basidiomycota; Ustilaginomycetes; Ustilaginales; Ustilaginaceae. The record is from RefSeq and is a predicted model, not a curated record.
AUGAUGCAUGAUGCACGAGCAACUCGAGCUCAGCUCACGUAUGAAUCUCCAAGGCGGUUCGAAGGGCAUAGCGAUGUCAUUUGCCGCCCUGGACCCUUGUUGACGGCGGCCACCGCACGCUCGUCAAGCACAGCCGAUGCUUUGCUCUGUGAUCUGCCGGGCACCAAGAAAUUCAGCGAGCUCGAGCGCGACACCGGAUCCCCUGAAAGUGGAACAACAGUAGCACCAAAACAUGACAGCAGAUCAACGAGCCGUGUGGAAAGAGGGUUUGGGCUGAGGGUUGAUCGCAGGCCGCGACGAACUAGCGCCGUUUGCUGUGGAAUGAGCGUGUCUGCCGCGAUGGCGAGUCUAACACCUCAUCGAAAAAUCAUAGACUACCGUGACACCUUGUCUAGAGUACACAGUACACUUUCUGUCACUUCGUUGAUCAAUGGACGAGACGAACGCUCCCAUUUCGGGUUGUGA